This is a messenger RNA of Syzygium oleosum, 1102 nucleotides long. RefSeq names its product cytochrome P450 CYP736A12-like. NCBI's taxonomy places the organism in Eukaryota, Viridiplantae, Streptophyta, Magnoliopsida, Myrtales, Myrtaceae. The record is from RefSeq and is a predicted model, not a curated record. Gene Ontology annotation, molecular function: monooxygenase activity; iron ion binding; heme binding. The transcript has a single exon. Bases 105 to 908 code for a protein of 267 amino acids.
UGUAGAUACAAAAAUUUGGAACUUCUAGUACAUCUUUUCUCGAAUCGAUUUACUUUUUGCCUUACUAGGGAAUCACUCGGCGUGCAAAAGCUGUUAAUCGAGCCAUGGAUAAGCUGUUAGAGGACAUCAUCAGAGAACACGAGGAAGAUGCAACCGGAAAAUAUAAGGGUGACUUUAUAGACACAUUGCUCGCCGGCAUGGGCCAUCCCAUAAAUAGCUCGCAAGACGAGCAGGUUCACAUAAUGGGUCGGACCAACAUCAAGGCCAUAGCCCUUGACAUGAUCGCCGCAUCGUACGAGUCCUCGUCCACUGCGAUUGAGUGGGCCUUCUCCGAGCUAAUCCGCAACCCGCGCGUGAUGAAACACCUAAAAAAAGAGCUUGAAGCUGUUGUUGGGUUGGGCCGGACCAUUGAGGAGUCGGAUUUGCCAAAGCUGAAUUAUUUGGACAUGGUGGUGAAAGAGAGCUUCAGGCUAUAUUCGCCGAGGCUAUAUUCGCCGGGCCCACUCCUGAUCCCGCACGAGUCCAUGGGGGACGUCAAGAUCGGUGGGUAUUACAUCGCAAAUAGGACUAGGGUCAUCGUGAACACGUGGGCCCUUGGGAGAGACACCAAUGCUUGGGCUGAGAAUGCAGAGGAGUUCUUCCCGGAGAGGUUCGCGAGCAGCGGCGUGGACAUCAAAGGGCGAGACUUCCAGCUCAUACCGUUCGGGUCAGGUCGGAGAGGCUGCCCAGGGAUGAACUUGGGCCUUGUUAAUACUCGUCUUGUUUUGGCCCAAUUAGUGCAUUGUUUCGACUGGGAGUUACCGGAGGGGACGUCGCCGAACGAGCUGGACAUGAGCGAGGACUUCGGGUUGUCGAUGCCGAGAGAAAAGCACUUGAUCCUGAGGCCAAGUUAUCGCCUGCUUGUUUGAAGUUUCGCAAGAUUUGUUACAUGUUACCGGGCAUUGAUGUUUGAGAUUUAUUUUGACAAUUGUUGUUGUGCUAAUCUGAACAACAUAGUACUAUAGACCCAUCAAACGUUCUAGGCUGCAUCUGUCUCUCUUCAGAGAGUCAACUUAGGUGCAUCAUAACAUUACCCCUUUCUAUAUAUAAACGGGAUUUACAA